Messenger RNA from Miniopterus natalensis, 5889 nucleotides. RefSeq names its product dystroglycan 1 (gene DAG1). Gene Ontology annotation, cellular component: dystroglycan complex; basement membrane; sarcolemma. Gene Ontology annotation, molecular function: calcium ion binding; laminin binding. The record is from RefSeq and is a predicted model, not a curated record. Lineage: Eukaryota; Metazoa; Chordata; Mammalia; Chiroptera; Miniopteridae. Gene Ontology annotation, biological process: axon guidance; muscle attachment; nerve development.
CUGAGGACCCUUGCUUUUCGACAAGACAGGCACGAUUUUUGGCCCAAGGGUGGUGUGGUUGAACAAUGAAAACACUGAAUACCCUCAGCACUGGACUUUGGGCCUGAGGAAGGAACCUAUCAGAGGUACUGAGUCCCCUGGGACCCCUCCCGUCCUUAAGUAAAGCCCUUGAUCUCUCUGCCUUAGUAAAAUCGGGACUGAAUGUCCUCCUCGAAAGAUGCUCAAGUAAUGUCCCUGCACCUCCCUAAUUGCUACUUGUUAUUAUCACAGCUGUCCCUUUUCUUUCUGGUGUAAAUUAAGAGUGUGAUAUUUAAUAAAGGCUGGACGUAUUUCUUAGGUUGAAUGAUGGGUUCAAGGGUGGUUUUUUUUGGUGUGUUUUAUAAUUACAUACGUGAUAAAUUAUUUUAUGUGUACCAAGUAUUUUAUUAAAAAAAACAAACCUAGACUUGAGCCCAUUGGUACUUUCCAGAAAGCAGCUGUAACUUGACUGCUCGCCCACCUGUGGAGCUUUGAGUGCUGUGGUGUCUUACGGGGCGGGUGCUCCUCGGAGACACUGGCCGCUGUCAGGAUGAGAAAAGCACUAAAAUAGUUUGGGGGUGAAGGUCUCUGUUAACUAGACAACAGUGUUUAGAUGUGUAAGGAGUCCCUUUGAUGUGCCCAGGUUUGUUUUCUUGAACCUCGCCAGUGACGCAGAGGAGCCUGGACCGACGGGCAAGUUGCCGUGCUCUGAGCGCUCUGGGAUGGAGCAGGUGUGCAGAGGGUGAAAACCCAGCUCUGGGACCUCUCGCUUGCUUCCUUUCAUCGUGAGACUAGCGGCUCAAGCAGACUCACCCGGAUGAGGAUGUCUGUGGGCCUUUCGCUGCUGCUCCCCAUUUGGGGGAGGACCUUUCUCCUUCUGCUGUACGUGGCCGUGACUCAGUCCCACUGGCCAAGUGAACCUUCGGAGGCCAUCAGGGACUGGGAGAACCAGCUUGAGGCGUCCAUGCACUCAGUGCUCUCAGACCUCCCCGAGGCUGUUCCCACAGUGGUUGGCAUUCCUGAUGGCACAGCUGUCGUUGGGCGCUCAUUUCGAGUGACCAUUCCAACAGAUUUAAUUGCUUCCAGUGGAGAAGUCAUCAAGGUGUCGGCUGCAGGGAAGGAGGCCCUGCCGUCCUGGCUGCACUGGGACCCACAGAGCCACACCCUGGAGGGCCUCCCCCUUGACACUGAUAAGGGUGUGCAUUACAUCGCAGUGAGUGCUGCUCGGCUGGGGGCCAAUGGGAGCCACGUCCCCCAGACCUCCAGCGUGUUCUCCAUCGAGGUUUACCCGGAAGACCACAGCGAGCUGCAGUCUGUGCGGGCGGCGGCCCCAGACCCUGGGGAGGCGGUGUCAUCUGCCUGUGCUGCCGACGAGCCUGUGACUGUCCUGACAGUGAUUCUGGAUGCUGACCUCACCAAGAUGACCCCAAAGCAAAGGAUUGACCUCCUGCACAGGAUGCGGAGCUUCUCCGAAGUGGAGCUUCACAGCAUGAAGUUGGUGCCCGUGGUGAACAACAGGCUGUUUGACAUGUCGGCCUUCAUGGCCGGCCCAGGGAAUGCGAAAAAGGUGGUAGAGAACGGGGCCCUGCUGUCCUGGAAGCUGGGCUGCUCCCUGAGCCAGAGCAGUGUGCCUGACAUUCGUGGUGUAGAGGGUCCUGCCAGGGAGGGUGCUAUGUCGGCCCAGCUUGGCUACCCUGUGGUGGGUUGGCACAUCGCCAAUAAGAAGCCCCCUGUCCCCAAACGCAUUCGGAGGCAGAUCCAUGCCACACCCACGCCUGUCACUGCCAUUGGGCCCCCAACCACAGCCAUCCAGGAGCCGCCAUCCAGAAUUGUACCGACCCCCACAUCUCCAGCCAUUGCUCCUCCAACAGAGACCAUGGUUCCUCCGGUCAGGGACCCUGUUCCUGGGAAGCCCACAGUCACCAUUCGGACUCGAGGUGCCAUUAUUCAGACCCCAACCCUAGGCCCCAUCCAGCCCACUCGGGUUUCAGAAGCUGGCACCACUGUUCCUGGUCAGAUCCGCCCAACAAUGACCAUUCCUGGCUAUGUGGAGCCCACGGCAGUCGCUACCCCUCCCACGACUACCACCAAGAAGCCACGAGUAUCCACGCCAAAGCCAGCCACACCUUCUACUGAUUCCUCAACCACCACAACUCGAAGGCCUACCAAGAAGCCACGUACACCCCGACCGGUUCCCCGGGUAACCACCAAAGCUCCCAUCACCAGACUGGAAACGGCCUCCCCACCCACACGCAUCCGCACCACCACCAGCGGGGUGCCCCGUGGAGGAGAACCCAACCAGCGCCCAGAGCUCAAGAACCACAUCGACAGGGUGGAUGCCUGGGUUGGCACCUAUUUUGAGGUGAAGAUACCAUCAGACACCUUUUAUGACAAGGAGGACACCACCACCGAUAAGCUGAAGCUGACCCUCAAGCUUCGGGAGCAGCAGCUGGUCGGCGAGAAGUCCUGGGUACAGUUCAACAGCAAUAGCCAGCUCAUGUAUGGCCUGCCCGACAACAACCAUGUGGGCAAGCACGAGUAUUUUAUGCAUGCCACAGACAAGGGGGGCCUGUCAGCUGUGGAUGCCUUUGAGAUCCAUGUCCACAGGCGCCCACAGCGGGACAAGGCUCCUGCGAGGUUCAAGGCCAAGCUUGUGGGUGACCCGGCACCCGUGGUGAAUGACAUCCACAAGAAGAUUGCCCUGGUGAAGAAGCUGGCCUUUGCCUUUGGGGACCGGAACUGUAGCACCAUCACGCUGCAGAACAUCACCCAGGGCUCCAUCGUGGUGGAGUGGACCAACAACACGCUGCCCCUGGAGCCCUGCCCCAAGGAGCAGAUCACAGGGCUGAGCCGAAGGAUCGCUGAGGAUGACGGGAAACCUCGAGCUGCCUUCUCCAAUGCCUUGGAGCCUGACUUCAAGGCCUUGAGCGUUGCUGUGACGGGAUCUGGUAGCUGCCGGUAUCUACAGUUCAUCCCUGUGGCGCCACCCAGGAGGAUGCCCUCAGAGGCGCCGCCCACAGAGGUGCCUGAUAGGGACCCUGAGAAGAGCAGCGAGGAUGACGUCUACCUGCACACGGUCAUCCCGGCCGUGGUGGUCGCAGCCAUUCUGCUCAUCGCUGGCAUCAUUGCUAUGAUCUGCUAUCGCAAGAAGCGGAAGGGCAAGCUCACCCUCGAGGACCAGGCCACCUUCAUCAAGAAGGGGGUGCCUAUCAUCUUUGCGGAUGAGCUGGACGACUCCAAGCCACCACCCUCCUCCAGCAUGCCACUUAUCCUUCAGGAGGAGAAAGCCCCCCUGCCCCCUCCUGAGUACCCCAACCAGAGUGUGCCCGAGACCACUCCUCUGAACCAGGACACCGGGGGCGAGUACACGCCCCUGCGGGAGGAGGACCCCAAUGCACCUCCCUACCAGCCUCCCCCGCCCUUCACGGCUCCCAUGGAGGGCAAGGGCUCCCGUCCCAAGAACAUGACCCCGUACCGGUCACCCCCUCCCUACGUCCCCCCUUAACCCACAAGCGCCUAGGUGGAGGCAGGGGUAGGGCAGGGCCCUGGAGACAACAUGGUGUUGUCUGUGGAGACCGGUGGCCUGCAGACCAUCGCCCACUGGGAGCCGACACCUGACCUAGCACACUGACACGCAGGGCCUGGACAAGCCCACCCUCUCUGGUCCUCCUAAACCCCAAAGCAGCUGGAGAGACUUUGGGGACAUUUUUACUUUUAUUUUUUGCCUAACAGCUUUUUGUUUGUUCAUAGAAAAGUCUUCGCUGCAUUUUUGAUGGCUGGCUCUGAAAGCACCGUUUGGAGUAGAGGUAGAUGGAGGGAGCGAGGAACCGUGAAUGAACUCGCAGGCAGUGCUGGGUGGCCUCCCGGCUCUCUGCGUUUUGCCUUUAACACUAACUGUACUGUUUUUUCUAUUCACGUGUGUCUAGCUGCAGGAUGUAACAUGGAAAACAGUAGCUAAAGAUUAAAUUCAAAGGACUUUUCUUAAGGUUAAGUUUUUACAUUUAAUCUGCUGUUUACCUAAACUUGUAUGUAUAAUUUUUGGGUGGGUAUGGGAAAUUGCUUUGCUAAAAAUAAGCUCCCAGGGUGUUUCAAACUUAGAGAAGACCAAGGGACAGUAUUUUUUAUCAAAGGAAUCCUAUUUUUUCACACUACGUAAACUUGGUUGCUCUGAUACCCCAGAGCCUGACUGGGGGCCUCCCGGCCCUGGCUCAGGGGCCAGGGCCCUGGUGCUGGGCUUGCUCUCCUGCUGUAGCCAAGGGCUGGAAGCUGGAGGGGCCUCUUGGGCCGUGGACAUCCACCCCCCACCCCAUGCACGCUAGCGGUUCACCACCAAGGGGUCUUCAUUUCCAUAGAAAGGGGACUCCAAGAGGCAGUGGGCCAUGGCCCCCAACCUAGGUGCUCCAGGGUGGGCCAGCUGCUCAUGGGGAUACCUGGGGAGGUCGAGAGACUCGACCACAUCAAUCUAGUUUCUUUUAUCCUUCUUCUGUGUUUUUCCCUCCUAAAAGGAAUAUCAUGGUUUUUGAAACACUCAGUGGGGGACAUUUUGGUGAGGAUGCAAUAUUUUUAUGUCAUGUGAUGCUCUUUCCUCACUUGACCUUGGCCACAUUGUCCCAACAGUCCACAGCCCCCAUCCUGACCCACCCCAUUCCUCUUCUCUGGCGCUCCAGUCCCAGACGUGGGGCCUGAACGGCUGGGAAAGUCUGGUGGCUGGGGAGGAGUGCCAGCAAUAGUUCAUAGUGAAAAUCUGUGGGCUCUCAAAGCUAAUUUUUUACUAAAGUUUUUAUACAGCCUCAAAUUGUUUUAUUAAAAAAAGAUUAAAAAUGGUGAUGCUUACAGCAGUUUGUACAAGCUCUUAGUGUUGAUUCCAUGGAACUGACGGCUUUGCUCAUUUUGAUUCCCCCCCCACUUCCUUUCCUAAUGGUUUAAAUUCUGGAAUUACACUGGGGCUUCUUUUGCCUUUUUUAGCAGAAUGUCCGUCCAUCCGCAUCUCUGUCCCAUGACUCAGGGGCGCCCCCCUCUGCUUUGAUUCUCCUUUGGAAGAAACCAUUUUGAGCAUGACUUUUCUUGGUCUGAGAGUUCUUUGGGGGACCUUUUAGGGAGGAAUGCCUUUUGCAAUAAUACGAUCGAGGGUAGGUGGGUGCACCCAGACUCCCUUUGCACACCAAGCAGCCACUUCUAAGCCAUAUAGACCUUUCUGCAGAGGAUUCGUGCUGCCUCAGGAGGGAGGGCCAGUCCGGGGGGUCUCCACCCUGCCCUCCAGAGGGCCUUUCCCCUUGCGCCUUCUCCCACAGGGCCCAGCCUCUCCCCUGCCUGGCCCCAGCGGGAACUCGAGUGGGUGGUGCCCAGGAUGGGGAGCCUGCAGUAGAUGGAGGCUCAGCAGACCUCUGGUGACUGGGCCUUGUGCCUCCAAGCCGAUCCAAGCCGGAGUUUCCCCAGUGCCCCAGAGCCAGGAGCACAAGUGGGGUCUGACCUGGUGAGAUGAUUUUUGAUGACCUCAUCAAAAAAUAAACACUUCUCAGUGUUCCAGGUGAGGGCUCUGAAAGGCCUUCCAAACAGCUCAGUUGCCCCUAGCAACCCCACCAUGGGGCACUGCCUGCAGAAAUGUGGCUGGCCCAGAAUGGCCUGUUGCCAUAGCAACUGGAGGCACGGGGCAGUGAACAGAAUAACAACGGCAGCAAUGCCCCCGCAGCAGGCAGCUUCCCGGAGUGCGGGCUGCGGAUGGCCAAUGGCCGAUGAGACAGCGUCUCACGUUCAAGUGUUCACAACCACUGAUGUGUUUUUAUUUCCUUCUAUAUGAUUUUAAGAUGUGUUUUCUGCAUUCUGUAUAGAAACAUAUCAAACUAAAUAAAAGCAGUGUCUUUAUUACAAUGC